GGCGCGGCGUGGGGAGGGGGCUCAGCAGCUACGGCAGCGCGGGGUGCGGGCCCUGGCGCGGGUGGCGGGUAGGCGUUGGGUGGGCGAUGCCAGGAGCCGGGGCGCGGAUGGAGGAAGGCCGUGGCGUGGAGGGCGCGGCGCCUGGAGCGGGCUCGGAGGCUGGGGCGGCGGCCGGGCGCGAGCCCGCGCGGCUGUGCGGGUACCUGCAGAAGCUUUCCGGCAAGGGCCCUCUGCGCGGGUACCGCAGCCGCUGGUUCGUGUUCGACGCGCGCCGCUGCUACCUCUACUACUUCAAGAGCCCGCAGGACGCGCUACCCCUCGGCCACCUGGACAUCGCCGACGCCUGCUUCAGCUACCAGGGCCCCGACGAGGCGGAGCCGGGUGCCGAGCCGCCCGCGCACUUCCAGGUGCACAGCGCGGGAGCCGUCACGGUGCUCAAGGCUCCUAAUCGUCAGCUUAUGACUUACUGGUUACAGGAACUUCAGCAGAAAAGAUGGGAAUAUUGCAACAGCCUGGACAUGGUGAAAUGGGACAGCAGGACUUCUCCAACUCCAGGGGAUUUUCCGAAGGGACUCGUAGCCAGAGAUAACACAGAUUUAAUUUUCCCGAACCCAAAUCUGUCUGCUGAAAAAGCCAGAAACGUCCUGGCUGUGGAAACGGUCCCUGGAGAGCUGGUGGGAGAACAGGCUGCAAAUCAGCCAGCCCCAGGGCAUCCGAAUUCUAUUAACUUCUCUCUGAAGCAGUGGGGUAAUGAGCUCAAAAAUUCAAUGUCAUCUUUCCGUCCUGGGAGAGGGCACAGUGAGAGUCGGAGGACUGUGUUCUAUACCAAUGAAGAAUGGGAACUUCUAGACCCACCUCCUAAGGACCUGGAGGAGUCCCUGGUGCAGGAAGAACGGAAGAAGCAGAUGCCUGAGGGCAGCAAAGCAGUCACUAGUUCAGGAUUCCCUUUCGAGUUUGGACGGAACCCCUACAAAGGAAAGCGCCCUUUGAAAGACAUCAUUGGGUCAUACAAAAAUCGCCACAGCAGUGGUGACCCGUCGAGUGAGGCAUCAGGCAGUGGAUGCAUCAGUAAGCCAGCCUCUGAGAUGCAGCUGCAGAUUCAGAGCCAGCAGGAGGAGCUAGAACGGCUCAAGAAGGACCUGUCCAGUCAGAAGGAGCUCAUUCGGCUGCUCCAGCAGACAGUAAGGUCAUCCCAGUAUGACAAAUACUUCACAAGUCACCAGAUCAGCCAGGGGCUUCCCAGGGACACCCUGGAGCUUCUCCACCAGAAGGACGAUCAAAUUCUGGGCCUCAGCAGCCAGCUGGAGAGGUUCAGCCUGGAGAAGGAGAGCCUGCAGCAGGAAGUGAGGACACUGAAGAGCAAAGUGGGCGAGCUCAACGAGCGAAUGGGGAUGCUGAUGGAGACCAUCCAAGCCAAGGACGAGGUCAUCAUCAAGCUCAGCGAGUGUGAGGGCAGUGUGUCUUCACCUACCUUGGGGCCCAGCUCUCCUUUGACUGCCCCUGCCAGCCGGGACCAGCUGGAGCUGGACAGGCUAAAAGAUAAUCUACAGGGGUACAAAACCCAAAAUAAAUUUCUAAAUAAGGAAAUUUUGGAACUCUCAGCUCUACGAAGAAAUGCAGAAAGAAGAGAAAGAGAUCUGAUGGCAAAGUAUUCUAGCCUGGAAGCCAAGCUCUGCCAGGUAGAAAGUAAAUACUUAAUACUGCUUCAAGAAAUGAAGACACCGGUUUGCUCAGAAGAACAGGGGCCUGCCCGAGAUGUCAUAGCCCAGUUGUUGGAGGAUGCUCUGCAGGUUGAGAGCCAAGAGCAGCCAGAGCAAGCAUUCGUUAAACCUCAUCUGGUCAGUGAGUAUGAUAUCUAUGGGUUUAGGACAGUUCCUGAUGAUGAUGAGGAAGAAAAGUUGGUCGCCAAGGUCCGAGCGUUGGACCUAAAGACUCUGUACCUCACAGAAAACCAGGAAGUUUCCACUGGGGUCAAGUGGGAAAACUAUUUUGCUAGCACAAUGAACAGAGAGAUGGUGUGUUCUCCAGAGCUGAAAAACCUGAUCCGAGCAGGCAUUCCCCAUGAACACCGCUCCAAGGUAUGGAAGUGGUGCGUGGACCGUCACACCAGGAAGUUCAAGGACAGCACUGAGCCGGGCUACUUCCAGACCUUGCUUCAGAAGGCUCUGGAGAAACAGAACCCAGCCUCCAAGCAAAUCGAGCUGGACCUGCUACGGACUCUGCCCAACAACAAACAUUAUUCCUGCCCCACCUCAGAGGGCAUCCAGAAGCUACGCAGCGUCCUUCUCGCCUUCUCCUGGCGAAAUCCAGAUAUCGGCUACUGCCAGGGCCUGAACAGGUUGGUGGCAGUGGCCCUUCUUUACUUAGAACAAGAAGAUGCUUUCUGGUGUUUGGUUACCAUUGUGGAAGUCUUCAUGCCCCGAGACUAUUACACUAAGACUCUUUUAGGAUCUCAGGUGGAUCAGCGGGUGUUCAGAGACCUCCUGAGUGAGAAGCUGCCUCGACUGCAUGCCCACUUUGAACAGUACAAAGUGGACUACACCCUCAUCACCUUCAACUGGUUUCUGGUGGUGUUUGUGGACAGUGUCGUCAGUGACAUCCUUUUUAAAAUAUGGGAUUCUUUCCUUUAUGAGGGACCAAAGGUUAUUUUCCGUUUUGCCCUGGCACUUUUUAAAUACAAGGAAGAGGAGAUCCUGAAAUUGCAAGAUUCAAUGUCCAUAUUCAAGUAUCUCCGUUAUUUCACUCGGACUAUCCUUGAUGCCAGGAAGCUGAUCAGCAUCUCCUUUGGGGACCUGAACCCAUUCCCCUUGCGCCAGAUCCGGAACCGGCGAGCCUACCACUUGGAGAAGGUCCGGCUGGAGCUGACAGAGCUGGAGGCAAUCCGUGAGGACUUCCUUCGUGAGCGGGACACUAGCCCUGACAAAGGCGAGCUGGUCAGCGAUGAGGAGGAAGAUACUUGAGUGGACCCCUACUUCUAGGACACUGCUCUUCUUGCCUUUACAACCAAAAGUGCCAAAAGGAUUAACUGCAGGCACAUCUCUGCCCGUUCAGUUCCAGAAUGUAAUGUCUGUGGCCUCUGGGGAUCUGCUGGGCAGGUGUCCAAAGCCAAGCUGCACUUUCUCAUCUCCUGCUUUGGGGGCUGGGGUCUGAUCUGUUUACAGCCACCUCCAUGCCCCGGCGUUUGGUCACAUGCAUCACAGUCAUGCUUGCUGCCUGAUUAGUGACUUGCCAUGCAAUUACCAGUUGAGUGUUUCCAGAGGCCUGUUUACAGCAUCUGCCAGUUGUAUGGGUGUUUCACCCUACAAAAACCCUAUUUUUCUCCAUAUCUCCCUAUGCUCUUUCUUUUACUUCAAAGGCAGCACCGUGGGGAAUGCACACAGGGCUUCAGAGUGGCUGCUUCCGGGGGCAGAAGGUCACCAUGAAAAGAGACUUCUUAGAAAAGCCAGUACAUCUCUUGUUCAAAAUCAGCCUCCCUAGAAAGCCCAGGAGCCCUCUGCUGUUGUCUUCACACUGUCAGCCAUAGCCCCUCCUGGACUAGCCUUUGCCCUCAUCCACAGCCUUUCAGACAGUGGCUCCCACCCUGCUGUGCAUCCAGCUCCUGCACUUCUCACUGCCCACCUGUUUGCCAGCUGCUGUGUCCCAGCUUGCUGGGGGCCUGGCACAACUCCAGGAGCUUCUGUGGAAAGUUUUUUUUUUUUUUUAUCAGGGAGGUGACUUGUAGAAGCAAUUCUCUAAGGGUGGCUGGAUUGGGGUUCUAAGUAAACCGCACAGCAGGCCCAUCCCUGGCAUAUCCCCACUUGGGAGACACGGGAAACUUUGAGAGGCAGCCUGGCAUGGCAGUGACUUGUGCUAGAUGAGUCUUUGGAUGGCAACAACUACAGCUUAACCACUGCGGCCCAGACUCUGGUGUCUCCUCUGCCCAGCUACUGGGUUGGUGGUGGGGUGACUGCCUGCCAGCUUCCUGGAUCUGGAAGCACCUUUGCUUAAGUACAAGACUGUAUGAGCUCUCCUAGUCUCAUUCUUGACCUCUGCAAGGAGCUGGGGGGGGGGGGGGGGGGGUGUCACUGGGGACUUGGAACACUGCCUUCUCAAAGCCAAACCAGGUAUGGUGGAGCACACCUGUAGUCCCAGCACUCUGGAGGCAGAGGCAGGUAGAACACUGAGUUUGAGGUUAGCCGGAGCUAAAUAGUGAGAGCCUGUCUCCAAAAAAAAGUUGGUAGAGGGACAAGGAAGAUUAUCUCUGCUUACUCCUUCUGGGCCAGCCCUGAUGGGUGGCUCUUACAGGACAGCAUUUUGUUACACAAGGGAAACUGUCUUAAAUGGACUAUCUUACACUACCUGAAAAAAAAAUCUGAAAUAAUCCUUAGUUGGUAUAAACACACUCAGACUAAGAACUGAAACAGGACAGUCCAAGAGUGCUUUUCCAUGGCUGGUUUCUUUUUUACUGUCAGCUUUCUAGCACUUGAAUGGCCAAGUUGGUUUUUCAACAUCUAGAGUAUGUUCUGUUUCUCUUUAAAAGUUGCUUUAUUUCUUACUGUGUAAAAGAAGCUGGUCUCUAUAUUUAGCCUUUGUCUCUUCAGGUAUCAAAAAAAAGCGUGUCAUUAUCAUUGCAUCUUUGGGAGUAGCAGUUUGAGGUGGGGCUUCUUCAGGAGCUGUCUGGGAGCUGGACAGUGGCCUCCCUGCUGUUCCCAGGGCCACAGGGACCAAAUGCUGGAGAAAGCUCCACCCCUCUGUGAAAUGCUGGCUGUCAGCCUCCGUGACAGUAACUGAAGGUAUAGGACUGGGGUUGGAGCCCCAUAGCUCUGCUCCAAAAGCCGUCCAAUUUCAGUUGUCAAGUCAGUUUCCCCUGGAAGAUGACCACCCAAAUGCAUACUUGGCUAGAAUGUUCCCUUACGGUGGGCUGCUUUUGUCCUGUGUGCCCUGUAAAGUUGCAUCUUAAAAGUACAUAAUGGUAAAAUGCUUUCCUAGCAUAUGAGGCCCUACAUUCCAUCCCUAGCAAUGCCAAAACAAAAGUCCCCGAGGGGCUUGGUGGCCUGUUAACACCAUUCCCUGAGAGAUAGCAGUUGAAGGCCCUCCCUGGGAUAAAGUGCUCAGUGUCUAGAGAGCUGAGAGAGAAUGAAUGGUUGGCCUGCUUUUGGUUACUGAAGGAAUGGUUGAUCUUCCAGUUUGGAUACAGGAUGGUGCUGACUCCUAGAGCCAUAGCUCCCACUGGUUUUGAGCCUUGACCUCCCAUUCCUUCAUCACCGAGAGACCUAUCCCACCCUCUAGUACCCAAGGUUCCUUUAGUUGCCACCAAGGUAAGUGCCCCUCCUAGCAUGGGCUCCUCAUGCUGCUGUUCAUCCAAACCUUUGCCCAGCACGCAGCAGCCUGUGGCCCCUACAUAUAGGCCUUGAAGGCUGAGAAACCCAAAGUGCAGCCUCCAGCCUGUGGGUCCAAAUGCAUGUGCCAUACAGCACCCCAUCAGAUGGGAAGUAUUAAUAUUUCAACUGUUAAUACUUUUAUAUUUUCACUACAAUUUAUAUUUUUAUAGGCUAUUUUAUUAAGGUUUUUCUAGAUUCUAUACAACUAUUUUAUAUAACAAGUUCUAUUUUGUGUGCACAACUCCCUUGUAUGUAUUUAUGUAAACCUGAGCCUAUUUACUCCCCCUCCUGUGCCACCUUUUCCCCUAGCCUUGACCUUCACAUCUGCUUACCCCAGGUAGCCUUGGGUGCUACUUGUAGCCUUGCUGACUGCUCAACAGUAGCUGGCGGCUGUUAACUUUUUUUGUUAGCUGUGUUAUAUUGAUACAGGAAGUACUCUACAACACCCAGUCAGGUUUUAACUGUGUUACUGCCCAAGCCCCCCUUGCUUUGUAGUAUCAUCUUCCUGAUGUACUGGGGCCUGACCAGGAAAGUCCUCACAGAGAGACAACCUCGGUACCGAGGCACUGAGACUCUGCCUCUGGACAAUAAUAGGAGGACUUGGGGCACCACUGCUAAGCGAUUGUCCUUUGAUAUAGCAGUUUUCUAUGCUGAUCUUAGCUAAAAUUUGGAAUAAAAUUUUAAAAGGGAGAAAUAAACUAAUUUGUAUAACA
Molecule: messenger RNA, 6073 nt
Organism: Nannospalax galili (Upper Galilee mountains blind mole rat)
Lineage: Eukaryota; Metazoa; Chordata; Mammalia; Rodentia; Spalacidae
Gene: Tbc1d2b
Product: TBC1 domain family member 2B
Exons: 13
Coding region: 87-2960 (957 amino acids)
Source: RefSeq, a predicted model, not a curated record